CCACAGCAACAACAGCCACUUCCAAGGACGAUGCUGAGCAGAUGUUGCCACAGAUUCCGUCGUAUAUCCGCACAACCGCCAUGUUCUUCUGCAUAGUCAUCAUGCUGCUGGGCGUGGUGGGCAAUGUGAUGGUGCCCAUCGUGAUUGUGAAGACGAAGGAUAUGCGCAACUCGACGAACAUCUUUCUCACCAACCUGAGCAUCGCCGACCUGCUGGUGCUGCUCGUCUGCACGCCCACCGUUCUCGUCGAGGUCAACACCCGCCCAGAGACCUGGGUCCUCGGGCACGAGAUGUGCAAGGCUGUGCCGUUCGUGGAGCUGACUGUGGCCCAUGCCAGCGUUCUGACCAUCUUGGCCAUCUCGUUCGAGCGCUAUUACGCAAUCUGCGAGCCAUUAAAGGCCGGCUACGUUUGCACCAAAGGACGGGCCAUCCUCAUCUGCGUUCUGGCCUGGGGCAUUGCUGCGCUCUUUACGAGUCCCAUCAUCGCCAUAUCCAGCUACAGUGUGGAGCCCUACGGGGAUGGAACCGACGCCCCCGUUUGCACCACCGCCGCCGAUGGCUUCUGGCCGAUCUUCUACUUUGUGGGCAGCAUCACGGUGUUCUUCUUCCUGCCCUUCGGCAUCCUGCUCCUCUUGUAUGCAGCCAUCGCCUACAAGUUGUUGCGCCCGAACAACGCCUUCCAUCGACCCACCUCCCCGCAGCCCCAGCAGCCGACGGGUGGAGCAACUGGUGGAGCAACCCAGGUGCCCAGCACCAAGGGCAACAGCCACCAGCAGAGCAACGGGAUGCGGAAGCACCGGAAGCAGGUGAUCUUCAUGCUGGUGGCCGUCGUGUCCAGCUUCUUCGUCUGCCUGCUGCCCUUCCGCGCCUUCACCCUCUGGGUGAUCCUGGCCAGCGCCGAGGAUGUGCAGAGCCUGGGCAUCGCCGGCUACUACAAUCUGCUGUACUUCUCGCGCUUCAUGCUCUACCUCAACUCGGCCAUGAACCCCAUCCUGUACAACCUGAUGUCCUCCAAGUUCCGCAGCGGCUUCUGGCGCCUGCUGCUCACCUGUUUGGGUCAGCGACAGCAUCACCAUCAUCGCCAUCACUACCAUCAGAGGCAACAUCCAGCGGCGGGAGGAAGUGGACGCAACACGUCCAGGCGACAGGAACAGGAUGCCGAGGAGGGGGCCACGCUGGCGGGAUCCACUACGACAGCCCGACAUCCACGACGCACUCUCCGCCGCGAGGCCACCUUCCUGAUCAACUCCAUAUCCACCUCCUCGGGCACGGAUCGCACCACCUCCUCUUCCGCUUGGCGCAGCAAUAGCCUGUCCGUUUCCGGAUUGAGCGAACGGGAACGGGGUAUCCUGGGAGCCGCCAUCAUUGGGACAACAGCUGCCACCGUUACCACCGCCUGCCUGCAGGAACGACGAGCUAGCAAAAUUUAA
Drosophila takahashii is the source of this 1430-nucleotide messenger RNA. The record is from RefSeq and is a predicted model, not a curated record. Lineage: Eukaryota; Metazoa; Arthropoda; Insecta; Diptera; Drosophilidae.